AUGAUCUCCUAUUUCUUCCCGGAUUUUUUCGAUUUUUUGAUCGAUGAUGAAGUUGAUGUUGGUUUUAAUGAUUCCGAGUAUGUUGCCAAAGUCUUGAAUUCCACAGUCAAUUUGGUCAUCGAAAAAAUUGCAAAAAGCUUGAUCAAUGAAAAACAAAUACUAAAUCUCCGACAAGAGAGUCAAAUAACUUGUAAACCUUUGGAUAAAAUUAGUUCAAAUUGUUCUAAUUUGUGUCUGUUUAAUAUUGUAAAUGAUCCUUGUGAAACAACUGAUGUCUCUGCUGAAUAUCCAGGGGUGAUUAGUAAUAUUGAAAAUUACAUAAGUUAUUAUCAAAGUGUUUUGAUGAAUCAAACAAAUGCACCAGUUCAACCAGAAUCUUUUCCUGCACAUUUUCAUCGUGUAUGGAUGCUUUGGCUUGAUAAUAACGUUUGGAAAUAAAUUCAUGAAAUUAAAUAAAUAUUUAGAAGGCAAUAAGGUGUUGAGAAAAAAAUACAAGGCAAGAUAAUAUAUAAUUAUAAUAUUUAAGUAAAUUAAGUAUACAUUAAUAAUAGAAAUUUGCGUCGAAAAAAAAAUAACAAUUUUUAGAAUUGUUUGUGUGUUUUGAAACUAAAUUUAUCAUUAUCAUCAGUAGUAGGAUCAUUACGUGGCUUGAGACCUUCAAGCUUGACAAAAUUGUUGUUUUUUUUUUGUUCAAAUUAUCUCGUCAUCAUUGUUUGUGGUGAAUUUUUGAUUGAAAAUAUUUCGAAAAAACUGA
Aphidius gifuensis is the source of this 754-nucleotide messenger RNA. RefSeq lists its product as uncharacterized. Bases 1 to 438 code for a protein of 145 amino acids. Lineage: Eukaryota; Metazoa; Arthropoda; Insecta; Hymenoptera; Braconidae. The record is from RefSeq and is a predicted model, not a curated record. The transcript is spliced from 2 exons.